Messenger RNA from Anopheles marshallii, 1215 nucleotides. RefSeq lists its product as uncharacterized. The transcript has 2 exons. Gene Ontology annotation, cellular component: axon; dendrite; neuronal cell body. Lineage: Eukaryota; Metazoa; Arthropoda; Insecta; Diptera; Culicidae. Gene Ontology annotation, biological process: sensory perception of taste. The record is from RefSeq and is a predicted model, not a curated record. The coding region runs from base 1 to 1215 and encodes 404 amino acids.
AUGUGUUUGCUGUACAGAAAUCCACACCACAUCUACGAUGUGGUCCGUCCUUUACUAGCCUUUUCGAAGGUGUUUGGACAAACUGCAUUCAGGAUUGUAGGCGAACCACCGUACGUGCAGAUCAAAGUUAGCCGUAUCGAGUGUGUAGCGUUGUUGAUGAACUUUGUGGGGAAUUGUUUUUGCGCGUACAUCAACAUUUCCAACAGUCGCCUGUCCCGAUUUACCGGUUCAACAGUGAUGGAUAAGGGACUUAGUUUUCUGUUCCCAUUGGGUGCUAUCAUUAUGGCCCUGCUGGCCAUCGAUAACUUCUUGCGGCGCAACAUUACCUGCACCAUACUAGCACAGCUGUUCGCAGUGGAUCGGUCCUUGCAGAGGAAAAACCUCGGCCUUAACCAUAGGCGACAAUAUGUGGUGCUUGUGCGGCUACUGUACGUGUUGGUCGGGUUCAUCGCGUUUGGGACGUUAUUCUCACUGGGAAUGGCUGCAAUUUCUGAAUUUUCUCUACUGAAUCACAUGAUUAAUGGGUUUUCUUAUGCAUAUACCGGAGUUCAGUUUUUGAUAGUGAAUUUUCAUUUCGUUGCCACUGCACGGUUGGUUACCUAUCGGUUGGAAGUGAUAAAACGUAGCAUAAAGAAACACUUUGAGUCGGGAUCGUGGUGGAUCGAGCAAAAGCAACGCUGGGGACGCCGGAUGGAGCCAAUCGAUGUCGUCGCAGAGCUUGCCGGAGAUUUCGCUACCUUGACGCGUAUCGUUGAACGAGCCAAUCGCAUCUACUCGAAUCAGAUCGUCGGUCUAAUUAGUGGUGUAUUAAUGUUCAGCAUUUUCGUAAUAUACGCCUGCUCCUACAGCUAUUACGUUGGAAGUAUACACGAAUUUCGGUUGACAUUCAUUCUGCUGACAGCCUGGAUGUUUUACAUCCUCAUGGUGGGAUUCAUUUUCUUCUCGGGAAUGGGUGUGAGAAAUACUAGCAAUGCCGUUGUGGAUCUGUUACACGAGGCUCUGCAGCAGGAAAACGAUGUAUCGAUCAAGCGGAAGCUGGCAUGCUUCUCCCAACAAAUUCUGCUCCAACAGCCGAGACUACGAUGCAUAUUUUAUGAUUAUAAUUGGAAAACGUUGUUUAGUAUGUUCGGGCUGGUGGUUACCUAUUUAGUAAUACUGUUGCAGUUCGACAAAAUAUCUGACCGUUCAUCCAAUGAGAAUCCCUUGUCUGCGUGA